AUGGCGACAUUCACCGAUCCGCUCGACUCCAUCACCGAUCCGAGCGACUGGGCCGACUCCAGUUUCCCAAACCUGUCCAAGCUAGAUUCGCUUCUCCGCUGCCACAUUUGCAAAGAUUUUCUAAAGGCCCCGGUGUUGACGUCCUGCGACCAUAUAUUCUGCUCUGUGUGUAUCAGACGCAGUUUGGAGAGCGACAAGAAAUGUCCUUUGUGUCAUGAGGAAACGUACGAAAGCAAGCUGCGCAAGGUGCUUCUUCUGGACGAGAUAUCAUCGUGGUUCACACGAAACCGACCAGAACUGCUUGACAAACACAGGCCGACUGCGAAUAACACCCCAGAGCCCGUGGCUGCACCAGAGCCGGAAAAACCUGCAGUGCCGCUCAGAUACGAGUCGCGCAAGAAACGCGCGGCCGAGGAGCCGCUCGUGGAGUGUCCGGUAUGCUCCACGUUCAUGUCUGCGGACGAGCUGCAGACAUCCCAUAUAGACAGUUGUCUGGCCAACAAGCGGGCCAGGCCGAGCCCGAGCCGGCCGGUGAUUUCGAGUUUUUUCAAGAAAGAGCGCACGCCCCAGACACAGCCCGAGUUCGUCAAGAAGAAGACCAAGAUCACCAAUUUGGACCCGACUAUAUCCACCAACAAGCUCAAGGAAAAGCUUAACUAUUGGAACCUUCCGACAAGCGGGACACGGCACCAGAUGGAAACCCGGAUGAAGGAGUUUAUCAGCAUGUAUAACGCGAAUCUGGACUCGGUAAAUCCCGUUGACGACCGCGUGUUGAUCAACCGGCUCAUGAAAUGGGAAGGGACGUACUCGCUGAGCAAAACGGCGGGCGACACCGAGGAGGAUGGUGCGCAGUGGCGCAGAAAGUACCAAAAGGAAUACGACGAACUGAUAAAACAGGCCAGAGCCAACAUGAACCGCAUCAAUACCAAAUUAGAUAGUACCGAUUAA
Ogataea parapolymorpha DL-1 is the source of this 948-nucleotide messenger RNA. Its product is annotated as E3 ubiquitin-protein ligase RAD18. The transcript has a single exon. Gene Ontology annotation, cellular component: nucleus; Rad6-Rad18 complex. Gene Ontology annotation, biological process: protein monoubiquitination; DNA damage tolerance. NCBI's taxonomy places the organism in Eukaryota, Fungi, Ascomycota, Pichiomycetes, Pichiales, Pichiaceae. The record is from RefSeq and is a predicted model, not a curated record. Gene Ontology annotation, molecular function: ubiquitin protein ligase activity; single-stranded DNA binding. The coding region runs from base 1 to 948 and encodes 315 amino acids.